This is a messenger RNA of Nannospalax galili (Upper Galilee mountains blind mole rat), 8874 nucleotides long. It is a transcript of the gene Wdr87, whose product is annotated as WD repeat domain 87. NCBI's taxonomy places the organism in Eukaryota, Metazoa, Chordata, Mammalia, Rodentia, Spalacidae. Gene Ontology annotation, molecular function: protein binding. Bases 1 to 8874 code for a protein of 2957 amino acids. The transcript is spliced from 7 exons. The record is from RefSeq and is a predicted model, not a curated record.
AUGAGUCCCGCCGGGUACGGAGGGCGUGAGUCCCAGGGCCGCCGCCCCCCACAGCCGAUGCCCACACCCGGCCGGCCGCCUUGGUCGCUCGCCUGCGUUGACCCUCAGGGUCCGAGCAGCCACCAAUCCCCCACCACUCUUGCAGAAGACUGCGUCUGCAUCGAGAGCCACCUACCUGGGCGUCCAGGCUGCACGCCCCGCGGGCUCCUCGACCGCGGCGUCCGGCCCCUCGAGGCUCGCUGGAUACGCCGCCAGCCAGCUCCAGUGGCCCGAGUGACUUCCAGACUGCCCACUUCCAAGCCGCUUCGGGCGAGGCCUCCUGGGAACUGUAGUUUCACCCGAAGAAGCAGCGCGCUGGAGAGAGCCUGGCGCGCGGGUGCUGCCGGGAGUCGUAGGCGCCCCACCGCGCUGCCUUCUGGGAAUAGUAGUCUAAUGGUCGCCUGGGUGCUGCUCCAGUCUCCCGAGGACUUCCGCAGCCCCGAGGGGCCGAGCCCGCACUCGCCCUACCCGUACCCGGUCGGGAGUCUUGUCGCAGGUAACCGUCGCGGCUCCUGCCUUAAAGAGGCGGACACACCUACCUUCCCGCCCUCGCCGCGCGGGAUCAAAUCUUUAGAGACGCCAAAGAGUGAAGUAAUUGUGCUGAGUGACCGAUCCCAGAUACUGUUCAAAGAAUCUCGCUAUCCUCAGAAUAUGCCAUUUAUAUGUCAUUACACCACUGACGCUCACUUCUUUGCUUCCCUCUCUUGGGUGCCAUCCUACACCAAAGAAAUACUGGCUGUAGUAUGGACAAAGAGCAAAACGGACGACAUGAUGGAGAAGAGAACUUUCACAAUGACUGAUCAGCUGCCACCCAUCCAGGCAAUAGUUCAUGCAGGUUCCUUUCAUGUCAUCGUGACCUACUGUGGUGACAUGAUCCUGCGGCUCUUUGGGGACCAUUUGCAGGCAUUCAAAUCCCUGGGCAUCGUGCCUUGUCGCUUCAACAUUAGCUGCCUCUGCUAUGAUCCAGAAACAAAGAUGCUUCUGUCUGGAAUCCGAGGGGGAGUGGUCACCUGGACCAUUGAGCAGACCGGCAAGGGCCUCCAGAUGGCCAACAUGUUUCCCAUGCCUGGUGAUGAGCUUGUCCAAGACAUCCUGCUGAAUGGCCCCAAUGGCUGCCUCCUGGCUCUGUGUGAGACUGUGGUGAGGGUCCUUGAGCGCCAGGGUUUCGGCCAUCUGGGAGAGGUACAGAGGUUCACAGCCACUAGCAGCGGCUCCUCCAUCACCUGCUGUUUCACUUCAAUUGAACAGAGCCUUAUCUAUGCUGGGAACAGGGCUGGGGAAGUCCACGUGUGGAACCUCAGUAAGAGCUCACCACUCCACAGCUUCAGGGCCCAUUCCUUGUUAGUGGUAUGUAUCCAGAGCCGGUCAGAGGCCCACACCCUGUUGACAGCUGGCAAGGAAGGCUUAAUCAAGGAGUGGAACCUCACUUCAGGGAACCUGCUCCGGCGACUUGAACUUGGCGAGGAGCUGUAUGCCCUCCAGUUUAUCGACAACACUACUUUCUUCUGCCAAACAACGCAUAGUUUUUCCUUGCACCGUCUGCCCUCUUUCUACAGUCUCUUCAAUAUCUGUGGCUCUGCUCCCCAAGAGUUGCGUCGGGUCCGCUGUAAAGACAACUGGCACCGGAUCCUCUGUACUACUGAGGACGGCCUGUUGCGCUUUGUGUCCCCUGUAACAGGAGAACUUUUGCUUCUCACUUGGCCUUUCUCAAUCCUGGACCGGGCUGUAGAUUGGGCCUAUGAUCCAGGUAAAGAGGAACUCUUUGUAGCAACGGGCACCUCAGAGGUGCUGGUGUUUGACACAACCCGCUGCCCGUGCCCACCCAAGUAUCUCUUAUGUACCUCACCAGAUGUUCAGGACUUUGUACAAUGCCUGGCUUAUGGGAAUUUCCACCUGGAGCGGGGGGUGGAAGGACUGGUAUUCUCUGGGCAUCAGAGUGGUAUCAUAAGAGUGCUUUCUCAGCACAGCUGUGCCAGAAUCGAGAAAGUCAUGCACUUUGGGGCUGUAUUGUCACUGUCAACCCUCCAUGGAGGGGUUUUGCAUAGCCGAGAAAACGCUUUGCUUUGCUCCUAUGGGAUGGAUGACUUCAUACAGCUGUCAGAAGCUGUUUUUGUUGGGGCCAGAUUGCAGCUGCGGACCCUGGCUAGCAUUCUCAGCAGCCGUCCUCUCACACACCUGGUCCUCUUACCCAGGGCUGUCAGUGCCAUCACGGACACGAACUGCCUGCGUCUCUGGAAGUUCCGUGAUUUUCUGUCCUUUGAGGCACGACAAGGUUCCAAGGUCAUCGAGACAUUGCCUCUGCACCAGUGCACCAUCACCUCCUUUGAUGUCUGCUUGCCCUUGAGUCUUUUUGUCACAGGUGGUUCUGAUGGCUCCGUCCGGAUCUGGGACUUCCAUGGUAGACUCAUAGCCAUGCUGGACUCAUCGCUGUACUUUGGCCCACUCUGCUUUGCAAAUGACCGGGGUGACCUGCUCGUGUCUUUCAACCAGAGUCUUUAUCUGGUAUCCUGUUUUGAAUUUCUUUCCCCAUCCCUGCUCUCCCGCCUUAUCCUUCUGAGUAUAACAGAUGACAUAGUAGAAACCCCAAAACCUUUCAUACCAAGCUUCUUCUUUUCCUUUGAGGCUUUGUUUGUGCCCAGGUAUGGCUUCCAUGAUCAACAGAAACAGGAAUUACAGGGUCUGGCAAGCCUCGUCAAUAGGCGGGCCAUUGCCUUUGACCAUAAUGUGCCACACGUCAUAGAAGAAGAUGAUGAUGGGACCCCGGUGUUACUGAACACCCCCUGGCAUGAUUCUUUGGAGGGAACUGAAUUGACAGAGACGAGCAAACCUCCCCAAACUCAUUAUGUGAUUCCUCCUCAGUUGCAGUUGACAACCUGGGAUGGGCUCAACCCCUUCCAGAUACUGAGAUGCUACUUUGGUCAUGGGAGGGAAUGGCUUCUUGCUCCUGAUUGCUACAUCCCCAACUCAGUGAUUCGUGCCCGCCUUUGGCCAGAGGGCAGUCCGAUAUUCCUUCAGUGUAGCCUCCACCCACCGCAACGGCCACUGGAAUGGGACAAGUUUCCACCAUUCUUAUUCUGGCAUGGCAGGGUAAGAACAGUGAGUGAAGGUGGGUGUGUUUCAGAGAAAGAGGACGAAAGCUUCAUAGGAUCAAGACUAUCCAAGGAUGUCACUUACAGUGUUCUUACAGAUGCAGCCAACCGCAGUUGGCUGGGGAAAAGGAUGAGUGAACUAGCUAUUAAUACCCUGAUCGAGACAAUCCUCAACGUUAUGACCCGCGCCAACCCUCUGAAAUUCCAGUGCUGUAUUGGUGCACUAGGGCAAAUCUUUGCCUCCUACCAGGUAUCGCCAACCCUGCGCUCAGAGACAGCGCACCGUCUGCUAGAUGAUACAACCCAUUCCAACCCACUGAUCCGAGAACUAGCCUGGGAAGGGCUGAAGCAUCUAGGAAUGAUUACUCAUCUCUUUGCCUUGCCUCUGGCCCAGGGGUUAAUGGACAAAGACUCAAGAGUGAGAACUAAAGCUUUGGCCCUAAUGACUGACACUGGCAUCCACUCUAAGUCUUCCCUCUUAAAUUUGAUCCAGAAACGAGACGUCUUCCAGGAAAUGCAGCAAGAGAUGAUUGGGGAGAAGUCCCUGGACCAUCUGCUGGGGAUGCGGCCCACAGAUCUCCAGAUCCUUCUCACUCAAGUGGAGCAGCAACUAAAUGAUAACCUGACUCUAUCUAAAGGAGAUAAAAAGCUUGAUUUUUUUUUAGAAGUCCCAGGGUCUCAUGGACCUAGUACGACCACGAUGCCUCUUGUAAUUCCUGAAGAACCUGAAGUCAAAGUCAGCAAAAGCCAAAGACGAGUCCAAACAGCUGGCAAAAAGCAUGCCCAAAAAUGGAUGCGAAGACUCAGAAAGGUGAAAGAAGCGGCCAGACAGCGGAAACUAGAGGCCAGUCCUCUUCCGGUGGAGAAUUCGAGCGACCUGGGUGAAGCUGAAACAGUGGAGGCAGAGGAGAUGGCUGUCUACUCCAGGUCUUCAGUUGGUAGCCUAAUAAAAAGCCCCAAAGAUCUUGAACUUUCAGAUAAAGAUAUCUUAAAGGAGCAUAUUUCUGUAGCUAUGAAAUUGAGGAAAAGGUCCAAAGUCUCAGAUAAAAAAGAGAAGAAAAAGCACAAGAAGAAGAAAAAAGAAGGUCCAGUUCCAGUUCCAGUUCCAGCUGAGGAACUUUUGCCUCCCAUACUGGAAGUGCCUAGGAGGAGACGGGCUAAAGCUUUUGCGCGGGGUGCUAGUGGAAUGCCCGGCAGGAUUCUCACCUCGGAAAGGGCAUGGCGGGAUGCUCUGUGUCAACUCUUGAACCUGAGGAUAUCUGGUUCCCAAACAGAGAUGUCACAAGAUCUAAACGCUGAGCUACUGGCUACAGCUCAGGAGGUGCUGACAGAUCAGCACCCCGGCUGGGACCUAUUUCAGGAGAUAUGCCCCCUCUUGGGGGACGAAGCUGAAGCCCUGGCGGAGGAAACUGAGUGGGAGGUAGCUUGGCAAGAAGAAAAACCAAUUUUCACCAUAGAAGGAGCUAUUAAAGAGGAUAUGGUGAUCGCAGAUGAGGAAGAGAUGGAAGACAUGGAGAAGGAAGAAGAAACAGAACAGGAGAAACAGGAGGUGGAGGGAGUGACUCCAAGAAAAGGCAAGAAGAAGGAAGUUGUUUUCUCAGAAUCAGGUGACCUACCCAAGGGAAAACGAAAGCCAAAGAAGAAAGAGAGGAAAGGUAAGAAGUUGCCUAGGCAAAAAAAAAUGGCCCAGGAAAAAAUGAAAGCCGCUAAAAAGGAGAAGAAAGUCAUCAAAGAAGAGUUGGUUGGGCCUCAGGAAGUAGAGGCCAAAGCCAAGGCCAUGGUAGAGGAAGAGGAGGAAGUGACAGAGCCAGCCGUGCUUGAGAUUAAGUUGUCUUGGCAAGAGUGGAAGGAAGCAUGGGACAGGAAGCAUUCUGAGGAAGAGGAGAGAUGCAGGGCUGAGGGGAAGCCAUUGCCACGUGAGGAAGAGGGGGGGAAGAAGAAGCUGAAAUGGGAUGAGGGGAAAGAGAUGUGGGCAAACAUUAUGUUCAAGACCAAAGAUGAGAAAGAACUGGCUCUGGGAGAAAGACUGUUGGAGGGGGAGGAGGAGGAAGGGUCUCAGGAGUGGGGCGAGGAAGAAGAGAUGUUCACAGAGGAGCAGAGACAGAUCCGUGAGGAACACAUACAGGCCAGGAAAUGGAGGAGACAAGCCCAGGCUGAAAGACAGCGAGCCAGAGAGCAGAGGAUUCUAGCAGAGGAAGAAGAGAAACUUGCCCGGGAAGAGAAAAGGCUAGCCCAGGAGGAGAGAAAACUGGCCUAUGAAUACAUGAGAAAGACCUCUGUUGGAAAAAUGACCCAUAUAGAGAAGGCCUUUGCUGAGAAAGAGGAGAAUCUGGCCAAAGCAGAGGAAGCACUAAGUCAAGAAACAGAACAAUUGGCCCAGAAAAAAAAGAAACUGGCUAGGAAAAUGGAGAAAAUCGCUCAAGAAGAAGAGAAACUAGCAAAGAAAAUCGAGACAGUAGCUGUGGUAAAAAUCCUAUUGGCCCAGAAAAUGGAAGCCGUGACCCAAAAGGAACAGCAUCUGGACUGGCAAGAAAAGGAACUGGAGGAGGAAUGGAAAGGCCCGGAACGGGACAUGCGGGAAGUAGUUUGGAAGGAGGAUCAGCUGAAUGAAGAAGAAGAAAAACUGAGUGAGGAAAAGGAGACACUGGCUAAGGAAGAGAAGAUGCUGAGAGUGCGAGAGAAAAACCUGGCUUUGGAAGAGAGACUCCUGGCCCAGGAGAAAGAGCUGCUGAUCCAGGAAGAGGAGGAACUUGCCCAGAACGAGUCAACACCCGAGGAAGUGCAGAGACUGGAGGAGAGAAGAGAGAAGCUGAUGGUGAAGGUAGAGAAACUGGUAGAGGAAAGGGAAAAUCUGGUCCUGACCAAAAGAGAACUGCUAGAGAAGAAAAGCCAGCUGGCCAAGGAAGUCAAGAAUCUGGUCCAAGAGAGGAGCAUUCUGUCUCAGGAGAAGGAGGACUUGGCUGAACGGGAAGAAACUUUCAAGUCUCUCCUAGAAAAACACCUCAAAGGAAAAGAACAACUUGAGGAAGUGAGGAAGAAGUUAGAGACAUACACAGAGAAGCUAGGUCACAUGGAUCAGAAGCUGAGGCACGAACAUGACACGUUGGUAGAGAAGAAAGUUAAGAUGACUGAUAUGGAGGAGAAACUGGCUCAGGCAGAAAUAAUCCUGACUGAAAAGCAGAAGAAAUUGGCCCAGGAAAAAAUGAAAUUAGCCAAUGAGAGGAAGACAUUGAUACAGAAAAGCAAACUGUUCAGAGAGGAGAUAGAGAUUGCUAAGGAAGAAGUAGCAGCGAACACAGAAAUGGGGACGUUAGCCCAGGAGAAGGCAAAGCCAGCCGAGCAGUCAGAACUCCUCCCUAGGAAAGGGACUGAGCAUGAGAUAGAGCUAAUGAAGAAAAGAGUGUCCCUGGAGGAGAAGAUUCUAGCAUAUCAGGACAGACUGCUGGCCACGGAGGAAAAGGACGCUGCCAAAGGAAAACUGGAAGUUACCAUGGCAGAGAGAAUAUACGCCCAAGGAGAAAGGAGGUUAGCCAAGGCAGACAAGAACCUGGGUGUUUCCAAGCUACCCCGAAUGAAAAAAUCCUUAAAGGCACUUCAGAAACUACUCAGCAACGAAAAGAAACUCAUCCAGGAAGAAACCAAGUUAACAAAGAUAAAGCGGACACUCAUGGUUAAGGAGAGCCGACUGAGUAGGGAGGAGGACAGACUUGACAUCAAAGAGUUCGAUGGCUCUGAAGAACAAUCAGAAGUCAUCCAAGAUGAGAGGAAACUGGCCAAGAAGCAGAGACAUCUGGCCGAGGAAAUGAGAAAACUGACAGCCCAAGAGGAAAAAAUGGUUAAGGAAGAAAGUCAACUUAACAGUGAACAAUCAGAAAUCAGAGAGGCGGAGGCGGAGGAGGAGGAGGAGGGGGGAGAAAGAAAGAAAGAGGAAGAGGAGGAGGGGGAGGGGGAGGAGGAGGAGGAGGAGGAGGUGGUGGAGGAGGAAGAGGAGAUCGAGGAGGGGGAGGAGGAGGAAGAAGGGGAGAAGAUCGAGGAGGAGGAAGAAUUAUCAGAGUCUAAAGAAAGCACAGUUGAGGAAGAGACAGAAAGUCUGAGUGAGACAGAAGAGUCAGACAAAGAGACCCAAGAAGACAGACGCUCAUGGGAAGAAGUGGCCUGGAAAAAAGAGGUCUGGAAAAGAGAGAAAAUGCAAAAGUUAUCAGAGGCAACAAAGGUCCUGCAAACAAGGGAGAUCGUCCCUUCCAUCCAAGAAGGAAUCCCUGAGGUGAAGGGGAAUGCUAUGAAGUUGGGAGGGCUGAAAACCCCACUCAGAAAACUGUCCAUAGCAGCUCCAGAGAUGGAAAGGAGGAGACUCUUGCCAUUGGAAAUAAAACAACCAUUCAGGGAAGAAAAGGCCACAAUCCUCAGGACAUCCAAGAUAUUCCUAAAGACCAAGUUGACAGAUAAAGAGAGGGAACUGUUGGAGAAAUAUAAAUCCGAACAUCUACCCAGUUUGGAUACAAUCUCAGAGUGUAAAGAGCCUUACACGAGGACACCAUUCAUGACUCAAAUGAUCAGAAAAGCCAUGGAGGCUCAUAGACUCCAACAGAGAACACCACAUGAAAAGUGGAGUUCGUUUUUGCAGCACUAUCCUUCUCUGACAGGACAAACAAUGCCUCUUCCUGACAUCUUGACAGAGGGACAAUAUCCAAAGGUACAUCUCUCAGAUAUAGGUUGGAUAUACCAUGUCUUAGAACAGAUGGAUGCAGGACAAGACAUUCCCAGAGAUAGUUUCCACAGAUUGUGUCAGCUCCUCAAAGACCUUACCUCAACGGGAGAACUGGAGUGGCUACACCUGGCCAUACUUGAAGCCAUCGUGCGCCGUCACAAACAGGUUGUGGAAUCACGAGGCACAGUGAUUUCAAAACCCAGUAGGGAACCCAUGAGUUCCAAACACCUGAAAGUGAUUCCUCCCAUAAAAGGAAAGGAAAAGGAGAGUUGGCUAAAACCUCCAGAGCUGCCAUUAGUUACCAAGAGGGUUUCAGAUCCAAAGGCUAUUCAUUGGCAUCUUCUAGGAGAGCCAUACCGGAGUGCACGGAUGCAGCAUUUAUCUGGUGUUCUUCAGGAAAUGGAGACACAACAUCUUCAGCUUGCUAUGAGAGAUGUUUUGACAGGUGUCCAUCCUUCUGUGAAUCAACAAACCCUGGCACUGAUGUUUCAAAGGGACUUCUUGGAUUUGAAAAGUAAAGGCAAAUAUCCCAAACUGCCCAAGUUAAAGAAGACAAAGCCCAUCUCGAAAAAAAGGGAAGAGGUACCACCAUGGGACACAUUUGUGGCACUCUACCAUGUUUUGCGGAUGCUGCAGCAGAAGUAUGCCAAAGACACCACUGCUUGGAUGGAACAGUUCCACCAGCUCAUGGACCUGUACCAGCUUAAGUCCCCCCGAGUCCAGAGGCUGCUACAGGACCUGUUACUGACAGAAAAGACUCUAUCUCAGGAGGUCGUCUCCAAAGAUGUCCUGAAGGCCAUGGAGCUAGUGCCUGGAGAGCGGCUGUUCUACUGCCUAGUUUGUGGUCGCUCUCAUACCCCCAAAAUCCCUCUGGAGUUCCAUGAUGUGAUACCCCUUCCUGAACAGAAUAAUGUACAGACCAUCCAUACCAAAGGCAUUGUCCAGUAUGGGAUCCUAGAACUUGCCUGGAAGAGCCUGCCCCAAGCCGAUAUUCACCUCACCAAGAAAUUGCCCCGCCUUAUAGUUCCUUCUCCCUAA